This is a messenger RNA of Penicillium odoratum, 1212 nucleotides long. RefSeq names its product pyruvate dehydrogenase (acetyl-transferring) subunit E1 alpha. The record is from RefSeq and is a predicted model, not a curated record. Bases 1 to 1212 code for a protein of 403 amino acids. The transcript is spliced from 4 exons. Gene Ontology annotation, molecular function: oxidoreductase activity, acting on the aldehyde or oxo group of donors, disulfide as acceptor. NCBI's taxonomy places the organism in Eukaryota, Fungi, Ascomycota, Eurotiomycetes, Eurotiales, Aspergillaceae.
AUGCUCUUCCGUUCCACAGUCCGCCAGGCUGCGCCUCUGCGCCGUCAGGCCUUCGCCCCCUUGACCCGUCGCUCCGUCACCACCGACGCCGCCUCUGCGCACGCCGAAAACAUCCCGCAGGAGGAUGACAAGCCGUUCACCGUCCGCCUCUCCGACGAGAGCUUCGAGACCUACGAGCUCGACCCGCCCCCAUACACUCUGGAGACCACUAAGAAGGAGCUGAAGACCAUGUAUCACGACAUGGUCGCGGUCAGACGUAUGGAGAUGGCCGCCGACCGCCUGUACAAGGAGAAGAAGAUCCGGGGUUUCUGCCAUCUGUCCACCGGUCAGGAGGCCGUUGCUGUCGGUAUUGAGCACGCUAUCAACAGACAGGACAAGGUUAUCACUUCUUACCGUUGCCACGGUUUCGCUUUGAUGCGCGGUGGUACCGUCAAGUCCAUCAUUGGUGAGCUCUUGGGUCGCCGCGAGGGUAUUGCGUACGGCAAGGGUGGUUCCAUGCACAUGUUCGCCGAGAACUUCUACGGUGGUAACGGUAUUGUCGGCGCCCAGGUGCCCGUCGGUGCCGGUCUCGCUUUUGCUCAGCAGUACAACGAGCAGCCCAACACCUCCAUUGUCCUCUACGGUGAUGGUGCUUCCAACCAGGGUCAGGUCUUCGAGGCUUUCAACAUGGCCAAGCUGUGGAACCUCCCCGUCCUGUUCGGUUGUGAGAACAACAAGUACGGUAUGGGUACCUCCGCCGCCCGCUCCUCCGCCCUGACCGAGUACUACAAGCGUGGUCAGUACAUCCCCGGUCUUAAGGUCAACGCCAUGGACGUUCUGGCCACCAAGGCCGCCGUUCAGUACGGUAAGAACUACGCCAUCUCUGGCAAUGGCCCUCUCGUCAUGGAGUACGUCACCUACCGUUACGGUGGUCACUCCAUGUCCGACCCCGGUACCACCUACCGUAGCCGUGAGGAGAUUCAGCGCAUGCGCAGCACCAACGACCCCAUCGCCGGCCUCAAGCAGAAGAUGCUCGACUGGGGCGUCCCCGAGGAGGAGCUCAAGAGCAUCGACAAGGCCGCCCGCGCCUACGUCGACGCCGAGGUCGCCGAGGCUGAGCAGAUGGCCUUCCCCGAGGACUCUGCCCGCAACCUCUUCGAGGACAUCUACGUCCGUGGCUCCGAGCCCAAGUGGAUGCGUGGUCGUACCGUCGACGAGACCUUCUACUACUAG